This is a messenger RNA of Magnolia sinica, 411 nucleotides long. RefSeq names its product structural maintenance of chromosomes protein 4-like. NCBI's taxonomy places the organism in Eukaryota, Viridiplantae, Streptophyta, Magnoliopsida, Magnoliales, Magnoliaceae. The coding region runs from base 59 to 301 and encodes 80 amino acids. The transcript has 3 exons. Gene Ontology annotation, biological process: mitotic chromosome condensation. The record is from RefSeq and is a predicted model, not a curated record.
GUGAGAUGAACGAGUUUCAAAACAAAACAGUCUGCAGUUUUGAGAAGCGAUUCCUAGGAUGUAUGUGUGUUUCAGGGGCCAUCUGCAUCUUGGAAGCAUACAAUGGACGGAUGAUGGAAUAUACGAAGCUAUUGCAGGAAGUGACUUUGUCAUUACUAGAGUUGCAUUUCGAUACGACUCUUCAAAGUACUACAUAAAUGACCGUGGAAGUAAUUUUACUGAGGUCACUAAGAAAUUGAAAGGAAAAGGAGUGGACUUGGACAACAAUCGAUUGUUGAUUCUUCAGGGUGAAGUCGAGUAAAUUUCUCUAAUGAAGCCAAAGAUUUGUAUUUUCAGCAUUAUUGUAAUUAUAAUUGUAAUUAAUUGAAUGAAGGAUUGUAAUUGAUUGUAAUUGUAAUUGAUUGAAUGAAG